CCGCACCAGAGGUUGCCAUGUAUCCCAGGAUUAAAAACCUCGCCUUUUACGCCUUUUCCAUCAUGCUGCUGGCGUGGGUUUUCUAUGUGAAGAAAGAGGCGAAGUUGGCAACGUCAUCAACGGACCAGAAGGCGGAUGUAGGGAAUGGCAAACCGAAGACUUUGAUUCUGGACAAUGCUGAAACAGGCAAGUGUUUGCCAAACUUGACCCUUGCCAAUUCGUCUCUCACCUUCCCGGAGCUUCACCGCGUCUUCUUAACAUACAAGCACUGCCGGAACUUCUCGGCCCUGCUGAAGCCUUCUGGGUGUAGCAAAGAGACGUUCCUCUUGCUGGCGAUCAAGUCUUCCCCAAUCAACAUAGACCGGCGGGUGGCAAUCAGGAACACCUGGGGGAAGGAGGUCUCCAUCAGUGGCAAGCGCAUCAGACUCGUAUUCCUUCUAGGGCGCUCCGAGGCCAAAAACCAGGUACAGCCCCUGCACCAGCUGCUGGCUUACGAGAGCCAGGAGUUUGAUGACAUCUUGCAGUGGGAUUUUGUUGACAACUUCUUCAACUUGACCCUCAAGGAGCUGCAUUUCCUCCGCUGGUUCAUGGAGGACUGCCUGCACGCCAGGUUUGUGCUGAAGGGUGAUGACGAUGUCUUUGUCAACACUUACAACAUUGUUGAGUUCCUCCAAGAACUGGACCCUGAGCAGGAUCUCUUUGUUGGGGAUGUGAUCGCCAACGCCCGGCCCAUCAGGAACACCAAGGUCAAAUACUUUAUUCCAGAGUCCAUGUACAGAGCCCCCUUCUAUCCUCUCUACGCAGGUGGAGGGGGCUAUGUGAUGUCUAGAGAGACGGUGCGCCACCUCCGGAGCACCGCAGAGGACACGGAGCUUUUCCCGAUUGAUGAUGUCUUUGUGGGAAUGUGUCUGGCAAAGAUGGCAGUGACCCCAAAGAACCACGCCGGCUUUAAGACUUUCGGGAUCCAGAGACCUUUCAAUCCUUUUGAUCCGUGCUUGUACAAAGAGCUGAUGAUUGUGCACAAACUAAACCCAACUGAGAUGUGGAUCAUGUGGACCCUGGUAAAGGAUGACAGCAUUAGGUGUGCGAUGUCGGUAACGCACAACUACAGAAGGAGUUGGAAGAGAAGCUACUGAUGAGCCCAGCGGGAUCGUGGCUGGUAACAUUUACAGGGUCCUUAAACUAAAAACUGGGUUGUGGUAGAAACGUGUCCUCUACUAAUGGACUGUACUUGAGCCAUAGGGGUUUGUUUUGCAGUAAGUCUUUUUCUGUCAGUGGGUUACUGAAGUCAUUGGAUUGUGACAGGGUGGGGAUGGGACACGGCACAGGGGACUCGGCUCGGUUCCUCCCAGCCAGACUGGAGCUGGGGGAGGUCACAGCUGCCCCAGGGACGUGAGCGAGGUGCCACCUUCUAUGGAGGCUUCACAGUGCCGAGGCUGGUGUCUGACCACCAGCUGAAUUCAGGCUUGUGUAGAAAAGCUAAUGAUGACUGGUGGGUGACGGAGCACUUGAAAUUACUUGGAGGGGUGGAAGAAAGGCCAGUGUGUGCUGCUGGGUCCACCGCAGCGCAGCUCCACUCUCCCAGACCAGCGAUCCUUCGGGUCCUACCAGAAAGCAGGAGGAAAGGAGUGGUGUGGGGGGGAAAAAAAAAAAAAGCAAAAAUGUAUUGCCUUAACACAGUACGAUGAUCCAAGGGACUGGACUCUGACUUGUACCCUUUGGAUUUUACAGAUGUUUAUUACAGGUCUACUUGCACUGGAAGCUUUUGCACAAACACUUUGUGACUGGGUCUGAGAGGAGCAAUAUGUCUGGAAUAAUCACGGUGGUUGUUAUUGUGGCUGUGGCAUUUCAUGUUGUGUGGGAGGUGUUUGGGUUUGUCGUUGUAGCG
Molecule: messenger RNA, 1888 nt
Organism: Egretta garzetta (little egret)
Lineage: Eukaryota; Metazoa; Chordata; Aves; Pelecaniformes; Ardeidae
Gene: B3GNT4
Product: UDP-GlcNAc:betaGal beta-1,3-N-acetylglucosaminyltransferase 4
Exons: 1
Coding region: 18-1136 (372 amino acids)
Cellular component (GO): membrane
Molecular function (GO): hexosyltransferase activity
Source: RefSeq, a predicted model, not a curated record